Messenger RNA from Kluyveromyces marxianus DMKU3-1042, 579 nucleotides. It is a transcript of the gene IES3, whose product is annotated as Ies3p. The record is from RefSeq and is a predicted model, not a curated record. The transcript has a single exon. Bases 1 to 579 code for a protein of 192 amino acids. Lineage: Eukaryota; Fungi; Ascomycota; Saccharomycetes; Saccharomycetales; Saccharomycetaceae.
AUGACCUCAGAAGAAAUACCCAAGAACAAACCGUCUGCAGAAGAACUCCAGAACGUACCGUUAGAAUGGAGCAAAAGGGCCGUGGCCCGCUACAAAGUGGCUCCUUUACACAUGUCGGCCGACGACGACCGCAAAUCAGGCAACAAAAGACACAUAGUUGCCAUUGAUGACUCCCUCAAAAUCAACUACGAGGUCAUUCGCCAUAUCCCGGGCCAGCUAGCCCAGGGAGAAGAGAUCGAAGAUAUAAACAGGCUCAAACUGGUUCACUACAAAGACUCCCUCAACAAAAUGCACGAAGAGUUUAUAAGCAUAUGGCAAAAGGCAGACGACGAUAUAGAGGAAUCAGACUACACAAAUCUGGACGAACCAACGCUUCUCGAGCACAAGAAAUGGCUAACAGAGCUGAACGAAAAGCUCAAAUCGGACUAUUCAGAAGCCAUCCAGCUGGAGAAAAAGUGGUUCUUGCUCAAGGAAAUACUGCUAGAAGCAUGUACGAGGCUAGACCUUUGCUCGGACUCAAACCCACUCCUAAAUAAAAACCAGAUAACCCUAGAUGAAUCAAAGGGAACGCUGCUAUAG